AUGUCUGAUAUCAGUCCCAAGUCCGUGACGCCACUCAUCAUCAACGGUGAGUCGGUCGUCACCGACAUCAAGUUCGAGGUCCAUGCGCCUGCUACCGGCGCCUUGUCUGGCUACUGUGCUGGCGUCUCCGUUGAAGAUGCGCAGCGCGCUGUUGAUACCGCACAGGCUGCUUUCCCUGCCUGGUCCAAGACCCAGGCGUAUGAUCGACGCGAUAUCUUGCUUCGCGCUGCGGAUAUCAUGGCUUCCCGUAAGGAGGAACUGAUUGCGUACCAGCAGGAGGAGACCGGUGCGGGCCGGCCCUUCUCCGAACACACCUUUAACAUGGGUGUUAGCUUUAUUAAGGACUUUGCCGCUCGCAUCUCCACUAUCGAGGGCAUUGUGCCUAACGUUACUCGGCCGGGUGAGGGUGCCAUGGUCUAUAAGGAGCCAUAUGGUGUGAUCCUGUCUAUUGCGCCCUGGAACGCACCUUUUAUUCUCGGUACUCGCGCCGUGGCUCUGCCCCUCGCAGCUGGAAACACCGUCGUCCUCAAGGGUUCCGAGCUUUCACCCAAGUGUUUCUGGGCUAUCGGUGAUAUCUUCCGCCAGGCCGGUCUCCCCGCGGGAUGUCUGAACGUCAUCUACCACCAGGUUGCCGAUGCCGCGGCCGUGACAAAUGCGUUGAUUGCUCACCCCGCUGUGCGCAAGGUCAACUUCACCGGUAGCACCAUGGUCGGAUCAAUCAUUGCUUCCACUGCGGGCAAAUACAUCAAGCCCGUGCUGCUUGAGCUAGGUGGCAAGGCAUCUGCCAUUGUAUUGGAUGAUGCGGAUCUGGACAAGGCCGCGAUGAAGUGCGCCAUUGGAUCGUUUAUGCACUCCGGCCAAAUCUGCAUGUCAACCGAGCGUAUCGUCGUCCAACGCAGCAUCGCCGACGAAUUCAAGACCAAGCUCGCCGCAACAGCCGAGAAGAUCUUCGGCAAGGAAGCGCCCGCCCUGGGCCUCGUCAACGCUGCAGCCGUCGCAAAGAACAAGCGCCUCGUCUCGGAUGCCGUCGCUCGCGGCGCAAACAUUCUCUUCGGCGACGCCAGCGCCAAUGAGAGCAGCGCUACCAGCAUGCGUCCCAUUAUCGUCGCGGACGUCAAGAAGGAAAUGGACAUGUACGCGACCGAGUCAUUCGGUCCGACCGUGUCGUUGAUGGUCGUCGACACCGAGGACGAGGCCAUUGCCCAGGCCAACGACACCGAGUACGGACUGACAUCUGCCGUCUUCACCAACAACCUGUUCCGCGGACUGCGCGUCGCGAAGCAGAUCGAGUCUGGUGCCGUUCACAUCAAUUCCCUGACCGUCCACGACGAGCCCGUGUUGCCGCAUGGCGGCUGGAAGAGCAGUGGCUUUGGUCGCUUUGGUGGUGUUGCGGGUUAUGACGAGUUCCUGCAGACCAAGACCGUUACUUGGACGGAGUAA
Molecule: messenger RNA, 1440 nt
Organism: Penicillium verhagenii
Lineage: Eukaryota; Fungi; Ascomycota; Eurotiomycetes; Eurotiales; Aspergillaceae
Product: aldehyde dehydrogenase
Exons: 4
Coding region: 1-1440 (479 amino acids)
Molecular function (GO): succinate-semialdehyde dehydrogenase (NAD+) activity
Source: RefSeq, a predicted model, not a curated record